UUUUAACAGUUUCUCCUAUAUAAACCUUUAGUAAUCCGGCAGAUAAAAUCAGCUGUUGUACUUAAUCCCCAGCAUUGAGCUGACACUGAAACAGACAGGCGGUGUUUCCGCUCAGCACGGGAAGUAAAGAAAAAUUGACGUCAGCUCUCAAAACAGACGUUCUUAAGAAAACAUAAUCUACUGGAUUCCAAACGUCACAUCAGCCUGGGGUGGGAGCAGAAAGCAAAAACUGAAAGGACAACUGCAACAAUGGCAUACAACAAACGCUUAUACACUGUCCUCGUUUUUUUCUGUGGCCUGGCUGUGAUACUUGCAGACUGCACGGUUUCUUGUUACAGGAUUGAGCCAGGGACAAUGGCAGGCAUCAUCUGUGCAGACUUGUUGCUGACUCUUAUCAUUGUCAUUGUCACCUACCGAUGUGCCAGUGCUCGGCGUCAGAGGAUAGAAAAUGCUAACAAAGUGUACAUGAAUGUGCGGGCCAACUGCAAGAGCUAAUCCAAAAACUGCUCUGGGCAAUGUGAAGUUAUGUAAAUUCUUUAGAUUCUGUUUUUCAAAAAUGUAUGACAAAAUGUUAUGAAAGAUUGAGUGAACUGUUGCAUUUAUUUUAAAUACGCAAUAUCAAAGGCAUAAUUAUAGUUCAGUAGUUCCUUUUUUGUACUGUUUAAAGUAAAAUAUGGAAUUAAACUCCAACUUUUACCGUAAAAUAACCACUAACAUCCUUUUACCGUAAAAGUAUAAAAAGUUAUACCGUAUUUGUUAAGAUGAAAUUCUGCUAAUUAUAUGGCUAAACAUUGUUUAUUUCCAUGGUAAAAACCUGUAUACGGUUUUACCGUAUAAAGCGGUAAAAUGUGGAAUGAAACUCAAACCUUAAACAGUAAAAGGGGAAAAAGUUGUACCGUGUUUAUUACGGUGAAAUGCUGGCAACCACAGCUGCCCGUAUUUUACCGUUUUAAAAAAAAUGGGAUUUUUUUUGUUAUGUAUAUGGUAUUUUCAUGUUAACUAUAUGGCCAAACAUUUUUUAUUUCUAUGGUAAAAAAAAAUAUUUUACAGUAAAACAUGGACUUAACUCCAUCCUUUGCCAUAAAACCAGCAGUGCUAAUUUCCUUUUACCAGGGGAAAAACCUUUACCUUGGAAACAACAGUUUUAUUUUCUACAGUGUGCUUAUGUUUAGAAAAACUGAAUAUUAAGAGAUGUUCAUGCCUUCAAAGGAAACUGUGAAUGUGUGUUUAUCCCAUUAAAAAAACUUGAAUUAAAAA
Messenger RNA from Notolabrus celidotus (New Zealand spotty), 1257 nucleotides. It is a transcript of the gene hcst, whose product is annotated as hematopoietic cell signal transducer. The transcript is spliced from 5 exons. NCBI's taxonomy places the organism in Eukaryota, Metazoa, Chordata, Actinopteri, Labriformes, Labridae. Gene Ontology annotation, molecular function: signaling receptor binding; phosphatidylinositol 3-kinase binding. Gene Ontology annotation, biological process: positive regulation of phosphatidylinositol 3-kinase/protein kinase B signal transduction; regulation of immune response. The coding region runs from base 250 to 495 and encodes 81 amino acids. Gene Ontology annotation, cellular component: membrane. The record is from RefSeq and is a predicted model, not a curated record.